AUCGCCAACAGGUCGUGCGCAAUUUUGCAGUUCACAAUGCCCUCAACAUAUAAAAGGGACAAGCCGUGGGACACGGAUGAUAUCGACAAAUGGAAGAUUGAAGAAUUCAAGCCCGAAGACAAUGCCGGUGGCACUUUCGCUGAAGAGUCAUCGUUCAUGACUCUUUUCCCCAAAUACCGCGAAGUAUACUUGAAGGAAGCAUGGCCGAUGAUUACGAGAACCUUGGAGAAGCACGGUAUUGCCUGCACUUUGGAUUUGGUCGAGGGUAGUAUGACGGUCAAAACUACACGAAAGACUUUUGACCCUGCGGCAAUUCUCAAUGCUCGUGAUUUGAUUAAGUUACUCUCGCGAAGUGUGCCAGCACAACAGGCUAUCAAAAUUUUAGAAGACGGCGUCGCAUGUGAUAUCAUCAAAAUCCGCAGUCUUGUCAAUAAUAAAGAGCGCUUUGUCAAGCGCCGACAGCGUAUUCUCGGACCAUCGGGAUCGACUUUGAAAGCUCUCGAACUCCUAACCGGCACAUACAUCCUCGUUCAAGGAAACACUGUAUCCACCAUGGGCCCGUUCAAAGGAUUGAAAGAAGUGCGCCGAGUUAUCGAAGAUUGCAUGGCAAACAUUCACCCAAUCUAUCACAUCAAGGAACUCAUGAUCAAACGUGAGCUCGCCAAGGACCCAACACUAGCUACAGAAUCCUGGGAUCGGUUCUUACCGAACUUCAAGAAGCGUACCCUCUCGAAACGUCGCGUUCCCCACAAGGUUACGGAUAAAUCACAAAAGGUUUACACGCCUUUCCCACCACCACAGGAGAAGAGCAAGAUCGACAAGGAGUUGGAAUCUGGCGAAUACUUCUUGUCAAAACAAGCCAAGGAACGUGUACGCAAGGAAGAGAUUCAAGAAAAACAACGAGAAAAGCGGGAAGAGAAAAUGAAAGAACGUCAAAAGGACUUUGUGCCUCCGACUGAAGAUGCAGACAAGAAGGAGAAAAAAAAGAAACGGAAGCGUGCCGAAGAUGCGGGUGACCAUACAGAGAAGAAGAAAAAGAAGAAGAAGAGCAAGACAGAUGAAAGUGGAGAGAUUAGCUCAUAACGAGCUUAUUCUUCCGUUUCGUUCUUUUUUUAUGGAGAAUCUUCAUCGCAUUGCUCGGCGUUUCGUUUUAGUUACGAUGUAUAAAAGCUCUGUUUUAGGUAGAUACCUUGUCAAGUGUUAUACUCUGAUUGCUACGGCUUAUGAUUCAG
This is a messenger RNA of Talaromyces stipitatus ATCC 10500, 1232 nucleotides long. RefSeq names its product 90S preribosome/SSU processome component KRR1. The record is from RefSeq and is a predicted model, not a curated record. Lineage: Eukaryota; Fungi; Ascomycota; Eurotiomycetes; Eurotiales; Trichocomaceae. The coding region runs from base 37 to 1083 and encodes 348 amino acids. Gene Ontology annotation, molecular function: RNA binding. Gene Ontology annotation, cellular component: small-subunit processome; nucleolus. The transcript is spliced from 3 exons.